UUAACGGAACUUUUUUACGAGUGAAAAGCGAAGCAAGGGAGAUAGAGAUGUAACUACAGAGAUAGAGAGAGAGAGCUCAUAGUUGGGCGGCAAGUGCAAUGUUUUUCUCAGUGCGUUCUCUUUCUUAAUCCUGCAGUCUAUCCUCAACUGUUAACUCUCUCUUUCUCUGAACUUUUUCUUCAAUCUCUUGCUUUUGCUUCUAUCGUCCAUUUGUUUUUUUUUUCUUUCUGCUUUCCACCGCCAUUGACUCUCUCUCUCUCCCUCCUUGCAUUGAUUUGUCUUGGUUCCAUUGCGGUAAGCAAAACACCCCGAGAGGAUCUCUCUCUCUCUCUCUCCACCCCCCUCUAUCCAUUUGGAUUUGGUGGCAAAAGAAGAGUUGUGAAGUGGGCGUGAGCCAUGGAAGCUCCAAAACCAGAAGAGAUAAGCCAUCAUCCACCAACGGACCAACUUCAAGGCCUUGAGUACUGUAUUGACUCGAACCCGUCAUGGGGGGAGGCAAUAGCUCUGGGUUUCCAGCAUUACAUUUUGGCCUUAGGAACUGCAGUUAUGAUCCCAACAUUCCUUGUCCGUUUAAUGGGCGGCACAGAUAAUGAUAAAGUGAGGGUGGUACAGACUCUGCUUUUCGUUGAAGGAAUCAAUACAUUACUACAAACAUUAUUUGGGACCCGGUUGCCAACAGUGAUCGGAGGAUCUUAUGCAUUCAUGGUCCCUAUUAUAUCCAUAAUUCAUGAUAAGUCCCUGAUGAGCAUCGAAGACCCUCAUCUGAGAUUUCUCAACACCAUGAGAGCAGUCCAAGGUGCUCUGAUAGUAGCAUCAAGCGUACAAAUUAUUUUGGGAUUUAGUCAAAUGUGGGCCAUCUGUUCCAGGUUCUUCAGCCCUCUUGGAAUGGCCCCAGUGAUUGCGCUGGUGGGUUUUGGUCUGUUUGAUAGAGGUUUCCCUGUGGUUGGACGGUGUGUGGAAAUUGGUGUUCCCAUGCUUAUUCUGUUUAUAGCCUUCUCCCAGUACCUAAAAAAUUUUCAGGCAAGACAACUUCCAAUACUAGAGAGGUUUGCUCUCUUGAUAUCAAUCACUGUGAUAUGGGCAUAUGCGCACCUCUUGACAGCCAGUGGCGCAUACAGACAUCGACCAGAUUUAACCCAACUUAACUGUCGAACUGACAGGGCCAAUCUCAUUUCUUCUGCUCCAUGGAUAAAGAUCCCAUACCCUCUUCAAUGGGGUGCUCCAACCUUUGACGCGGGUCAUGCUUUUGGAAUGAUGGCUGCCGCUCUAGUUUCAUUGAUUGAGUCAACUGGUGCUUACAAGGCUGCAUCACGUCUAGCAAGCGCUACACCACCUCCAGCUUAUGUUCUUAGCCGUGGUAUUGGCUGGCAAGGAAUUGGGAUCCUGCUGAGUGGACUCUUUGGAACAUUGACUGGCUCAACAGUCUCCGUAGAAAAUGUAGGGCUUCUGGGAAGCACUCGUGUUGGAAGCCGCAGGGUUAUCCAAAUCUCUGCUGGUUUUAUGAUAUUCUUCUCUAUGCUAGGAAAAUUUGGAGCUUUGUUUGCAUCAAUACCCUUCACUAUAUUUGCUGCUGUGUAUUGUGUUUUGUUUGGUCUUGUUGCUUCGGUGGGGCUGUCAUUUCUGCAAUUCACGAACAUGAACUCGAUGAGGAACCUCUUUAUCACAGGUGUAGCCUUCUUCCUAGGUUUGUCUGUUCCCGAGUAUUUUAGGGAAUACACUGCCAAAGCUCUUCAUGGUCCUGCACAUACCAGUGCUGGAUGGUUCAACGAUUUCCUUAAUACAAUCUUCUUUUCAUCCCCGACUGUUGCAAUGAUUGUUGCAAUUUUCUUGGACAACACACUCGACUACAAGGAUAGUGCCAGAGACAGGGGAAUGCCAUGGUGGGUUAAAUUUCGGACAUUUAAGGGAGACAGCCGUAAUGAGGAGUUCUACACCCUCCCUUUUAAUCUCAACCGUUUCUUCCCUCCAUCUUGAACAAGUGGUGGUGCCCAUUAAGAAGAAAGAUGUCAGAGGAAAAGCAUCAUUUCCUGAUGAGGAUUACAUGAUGAUCACAAUUUCCGUGAAAGAAGCGUGCAACAAAGAUCCAUAUGUUCUCUGAAUGGCAAAGGAAUGCCACCUUUGCUUGCUCUUCCUUUUUUCAUUGCUUUAUAAUAUAUUUGACUCGGAUUA
Molecule: messenger RNA, 2169 nt
Organism: Juglans microcarpa x Juglans regia
Lineage: Eukaryota; Viridiplantae; Streptophyta; Magnoliopsida; Fagales; Juglandaceae
Product: nucleobase-ascorbate transporter 2-like
Exons: 13
Coding region: 397-1974 (525 amino acids)
Biological process (GO): transmembrane transport
Cellular component (GO): membrane
Molecular function (GO): transmembrane transporter activity
Source: RefSeq, a predicted model, not a curated record